Messenger RNA from Metarhizium robertsii ARSEF 23, 1563 nucleotides. RefSeq names its product Fungal transcriptional regulatory protein. Bases 1 to 1563 code for a protein of 520 amino acids. The record is from RefSeq and is a predicted model, not a curated record. Gene Ontology annotation, biological process: regulation of DNA-templated transcription. NCBI's taxonomy places the organism in Eukaryota, Fungi, Ascomycota, Sordariomycetes, Hypocreales, Clavicipitaceae. The transcript has 3 exons. Gene Ontology annotation, molecular function: DNA-binding transcription factor activity, RNA polymerase II-specific; zinc ion binding.
AUGGCACCUGUACCCGAUUUAGACUUUCACAAACGACAUCGAGACCCCCAAGAGGCUGGUGUUCAGCAUGGAGACCACCUUGCACGAACACCACCUGUCAGAUCAGGCGUAUUUAAUCAACUGGGAGGACCUUACAUCAAUUAUGUACCACGGCCUAAUGCUGAGCGUCUUAGCCUUAUCGAGGGGGAUCAUGACACCUUUUCUCAUAUUGUUAGCUUAAUUGGAGAAUAUGAAGGUGUUUUAGAUCGACACGAGAGUCUGGCGGCAAACUUGGGGGCAAAGCUAACCGGACCACGACUACUCAAAGGUAUCGAGAAGUUCUUUGAUGGACCCAUCAAGACUAGUUCUUCACAGCCCGUCUCGGCACCAAUAAGCUGGCUUGACGUGGUUGCUUUUGCAAAGGCUAGCCCAGGCGAAUUCAGCCUCACAACAAUGCCUGACGGCAGCCGUUUCUGUCGAUUCUCUUAUAACGGCGUCCAUGUUGAAAUCACUGAGGAUGAUUGGAGACUGAUAUCGUCUGGAGCCCUAGAUCGCUUCCCCCUUGAACACCCGUUCGAAGAAGACGAAACUGCUGAGUUGGCGACGUUGGAUAUAUUGGAACAACGAGCUUCGAUUCUUUACAAGAAGGCCGACGAAGUGGCUGCUCGAGCCCGCAUUCUUCAUCACAGGCUUGGCCACAGGAAGAAUGACCUGUCUCGUAGACGAAGUCAAGACAGUGGAGGCCCAAGACACCAACCUCCGAACGCUCCUGGACGGCAGAACAGUUUUAGCACCUCGUACGACUUGCAUGCAGACCUGCUACAUCAAUUUUUGACAAUGGCUCCAUCCAAUAUAAAGCCACAGUCUGCCUCCGACGCUGGAUUGUCAGCCAUCAACCUUGGCCCGUCGUCGCCAUCUGUUCACUCGCCGCAUCAUCACCAGCACCGCCUAUCCACGCAGUCUUUGCGUUCCCCGGGAGGAACUCCGCUGGACAAUCAGAUGAUGAAUUCGGCGGAAAGCAGGGGAGAAAUCUUGCGGUCACUCAUUUGUCAAAGCACUGAUCGACUUUCGAAAGGCGAUGUCAUAAACCCUCCCUGUGACCGGUGCCGCCGCCUGCGAUUGCCCUGUAUCAAGCAUCUUACAGCCUGUCAGGGAUGUACUAAGAAGCACGCCAAGUGUAGCUGGAAGUCAGUUACAGAUGAUGAAGCAGCGAGAGUUAAAUAUGAAUUAGGGACUGAGGCGGAGACGAUGGCGGAAAGCGACAAUGAUAUUCUGGGCCCAAACGAUACUCGAUAUCCCCGAGCGCCCUUGGAAUCUCGAAGUAGUAUAUUUAGUUCCGAAGGCACACCUGGACCGGGAAGUCGAGCCGACCCUGACAUGAGCAUGCCAAUGGUUCACAGCCCAGACUCUAUUUCGAUAGCACGACACGAGACACCAGACCAAAGGCCGCCAAACCUGGCAGCUGGGCUGGGGGGAAUACCUCGCAUAAGGGAACCGAUUCGCCCUAGGCAUUUUGGGCCCAUAUCAGGCGAGAUGGAUGCAAUACGACGCGCGCAAGACCCAUCUAAUCCGCCGUCGAGAUGA